GGGGUGGACAAACGAUAGGCUGACAGUUUUACACGUGUAUCAACUAAAACGAAAGUCGUAGGUCACCGAAAGAAAUCCAGGACGGUUCCACAAAAGUCAUUCCUUUUGCUAAAGAAUUGAUACAGCAGUCAAUUCAAUAUAAAUUUAGAAUAGAUAAUUAAUCUGAGACAGCUAUUGUGAGGAUCAGUGACACUGAAGUCUGAAGAUUGAGAUACAAUUCAUCGUCCAUCGUGUUUUGUUUACAUUUUUAUUUUCUUUUAUUAACGUGUUGUGUCCGGGUGUAACUCAACUCACUGUGCCCUUGUGGCCGGUUACCUCAAUUUCCAGGUGAAAGUGUUUUAAAUACAUUUCCGAAGAGAUAUUAUUCAUUAUUUUAGAUAUGUACCGAUAAUGCAUUUCUUCACACACUCCAGCUUCAACCCAAAUCAAAACACAAUUAUGGUUUUGCCAGAAUCAUCUUACAAUAACUACCAGUACCAGUAUAGAGGGAAGCUUUGGCAAAAGAAAAGUUACAUGUAUUUGAAACAAUUUCAUGGGCUGUUACACACCGAUACUAUAUUCCUUCAGCUCAGUUUAAUAUUUAUCAUUAGUUUAAUAUUUCUAGGACCAUGCGAGGGUUCAAAACUUUACAAGUGCUCAGUGUGUAAAACUAUAGCAGAUGACUUCUUUAAAGGGAUGAAAGAGACAGCCAAAUCUAAUUAUGGUGGGGGUAAUACUAACUGGGAGGAGAAAUCAUUAGGUGCAUAUGCGAAAAGUGAAAUAAGAUUAAUAGAAGUCAUGGAGUAUCUUUGUAAAGGGGGUGACAAGGAAUGUCAUCAUAUGUUAGAAGAACAUGAAGAGCUUAUUGAGACAUUUUGGUAUAAAGAGUUUGGAAAAAAUAAUAAUAUAGACCUUCAUACAUGGUUAUGUAUAGAAAAUAUUAAGGCUUGUUGCCCUGGAAAUACUUUUGGACCUGAGUGUUCUCCCUGUUUAGGAAGCAUAGAGCGGCCAUGUACUGGUAAUGGAGAUUGUGAUGGUGGAGGAACACGACAAGGAAAAGGAACAUGUAGCUGUCAUAGUGGAUACACAGGGGAAUUAUGCAAUGAAUGCACUGAUGGUUAUUUUGAGGAAAUGAAAAAUGAUACACACACAGUGUGUACUAAUUGUCAUGAAUCCUGUAAGUUGACAUGUUGGGAAUCGGGUCCACAGGGGUGUGAUGAAUGUAAAGAUGGAUAUGAGAUAAUAGAUGAGACUUGUAUGGAUAUAGAUGAAUGUAAAGUUGAUGGAAAUAAUCCUUGUGAUAAAAACAAGAUGUGUGUUAAUAAUGAAGGGUCCUAUAGUUGCACUGAUAUACCCCAAGAUGAGAACCAUAAUGACGCAGAAGAUAAUGUGGACGGUGAGGAUGAAAAUAAAACUUACACAGAAGUGGAUAAUAAAGCUAGUGACAAUGAAAAUAAGCAGACAGACACUAAUGAUAAAACUGUAUUAACAAAUGAAAAAGAAGAAUUAUAAAAGUAAUUUAAAUAAUAAUUCAUUGUUUUGUUGAAUACACAGAAAUAAUUCUACAGAUAGAUCUAUCAUAAAAUAUUGAUCAUUAAUAGUAUAUAAAAAUUUGUCUAAUUUCAUAGUAUAUAAAAAUUUGUCUAAUUUCAUAGAAUAAAUUGUUCAAUAGAUUUGAUUAUGCUUUGAAUAGCUGGGGAACAAAUAUAUUAAAUUCAGUCUCAGCUAAUGAUUUCUGUUCAAAUUAUAAAUAUAUAAAGAUGUCAGUAUUAUAUAA
Molecule: messenger RNA, 1756 nt
Organism: Patella vulgata (common limpet)
Lineage: Eukaryota; Metazoa; Mollusca; Gastropoda; Patellidae
Product: cysteine-rich with EGF-like domain protein 2
Exons: 1
Coding region: 391-1491 (366 amino acids)
Molecular function (GO): calcium ion binding
Source: RefSeq, a predicted model, not a curated record